CAAACUUUGAAGUCCCUUGUGAGAAGGUUCCAUUCUCAGCUUUGCCUCAACAAUGCCAUUCUCGCGCUCAAUCAAUAUUGUCGGCUGCCAUGCGGAAGGGGAGGUAGGCGAUGUACUCAUUGGUGGGGUUCUUGAUGUGCCGGGAAAGACAAUGUUCGAAAAACUUCAAUAUUUUCAAAAAAACGAUAGCUUACGCCAGCUGCUUCUCAAUGAACCCCGGGGCAGGGCUCCAAUGAAUGUGAAUGUCAUUCUCCCCCCUUGCGACCCCCGCGCUGAUGCCGGCUUUCUGAUCAUGGAAAGUAACGAAUAUGCGCCUAUGUCUGGAUCAAACACAAUGUGCACUACAACUGUCCUAUUGGAGACCGGCAUGAUCCCAAUGAAAGAACCUGUUACUCAGGUGACUUUAGAUACGGCUGCAGGACUGGUUACAGUUACUGCGGAGUGCGAAGCUGGCAAAUGUAAAAGCGUUGAAUUUGACAAUGUUCCUGCUUUUGUUCUUGAGCUCGAUUUCAAAGUGCAAGUCCCGGGUUUGGGUCAGAUCUCCGUCGAUAUUGCGUAUGGAGGGAUGAUGUACCUACUUGUGGAAACAUCUUCACUUGGCUUGUCUAUCGACCAACAACAUUCUCGCGAAUUGAUUGAUAUCGCAGAGCGAAUUAAACGUGCGACCGAAGCUGUCUACACCCCUGUUCACCCCGAGAACCCCGACAUUACAGGAUUUAGUGUCCUUGAGUUCACAGAUCUACUCCAAACCGACAAAGAUGGGUCUAAAGUUGCUACCAAUGCAGUAGUUGUGACACCUGGGCGAUUUGACCGCAGUCCCUGUGGAACAGGAACAUGUGCCAGAUUAGCAGUCAUGCAUGCGAGGGGUGAGAUCAAAGAAGGAGAGAUUUUCAAACAUAGGAGCAUUAUUGGGACGGAAUUCAUCAGCCGCAUACGGGGUGUUUCCAAAGUAGGGGACUACCCUGCUGUUCUGCCGACCGUGAAAGGUCGGGCUUGGAUAACGGCAUUUAAACAGGUCGUUCUUGACUCGACGGAUCCAUUUCAAGAAGGUUAUAGACUGGGUGAUCAAUGGCCAAGCCUUUCGGACUAGCUUUUCUUAAGUUAUGAACUUCAUAGUCUUUUAGAGAUAAUCAUUAUA
Molecule: messenger RNA, 1138 nt
Organism: Aspergillus vadensis CBS 113365
Lineage: Eukaryota; Fungi; Ascomycota; Eurotiomycetes; Eurotiales; Aspergillaceae
Product: proline racemase family protein
Exons: 1
Coding region: 53-1090 (345 amino acids)
Molecular function (GO): 4-hydroxyproline epimerase activity
Source: RefSeq, a predicted model, not a curated record